Molecule: messenger RNA, 5193 nt
Organism: Labrus mixtus (cuckoo wrasse)
Lineage: Eukaryota; Metazoa; Chordata; Actinopteri; Labriformes; Labridae
Gene: wdfy2
Product: WD repeat and FYVE domain containing 2
Exons: 12
Coding region: 174-1376 (400 amino acids)
Molecular function (GO): metal ion binding; protein binding
Source: RefSeq, a predicted model, not a curated record
GUGUGUGUAAUGUCAGCUGACUAGCAGCAUCUCCUACAGCCUUCACAACACUGCGCGCUGCCCGCUGACAGCUAGCUUAGCAGCCCCCCCUUAGCCGAGGAGGCUCUGCUGUCGGACCGGGCUGGGGUUAUGUUUCCCGGAGACGAAGGUUUGUGCACCACCAACAACAACCCAUGGCGGCCGAAAUUCAGCCUCAAGCGCAGGCUCGGAAGCCGUGUCUGCUGAGCAAAAUCGAGGCUUUCCAAGAUGUUGUUAGCACGGCGGUCAUCAUCCCCAAGGAAGACGGUGUUAUCAGCGUGUCCGAGGACAGGACGAUUCGAGUAUGGCUGAAGAGAGACAGCGGUCAGUACUGGCCCAGUGUCUACCAUACAAUGACAUCGCAGUGCUCCUGUAUGUCCUUUAACCCCGAGACCAGGAGGCUGUCUGUGGGGAUGGAUACUGGCAGCAUCUGUGAGUUCAUCCUGUCAGAAGACUACAACAAGAUGACCCCAGCAAACACUUACCAGGCCCAUCAAGGCAGAGUGACUGUGGUGCUGUUUGUGUUGGAGAUGGAGUGGCUUCUGAGCACCGGCCAGGACAAAAACUUCACCUGGCACUGCUCAGAGAGCGGUCAGCAGCUGGGAACGUACCGCACCGCCGCCUGGGUUUCAGGACUACAAUUUGAUGUCGAGACCAGACACGCCUUUGUCGGGGACCAGUCCGGCCAGGUGACCAUCCUGAAACUGGAGCAGGACAGCUGCAGCCUGGUCACCACAUUCAAGGGACACACGGGUAAUGUGACGGCUCUGUGUUGGGACCCGGUCCAGAGGGUUCUGUUCUCCGGCAGCUCGGAUCACUCCAUCAUCAUGUGGGACAUCGGAGGACGCAAAGGCACCGCCAUCGAGAUGCAGGGACACAAUGAAAAGGUUCAGGGCUUGUGCUAUGCCUCACACACUCGUCAGCUCAUCUCCUGCAGCUCAGAUGGAGGCAUCGUCAUCUGGAACAUGGACGUAACCCGUCAAGAGACUCCCGAGUGGUUGGACAGUGACUCGUGUCAGAAGUGUGAGCAGCCGUUCUUCUGGAACUUCAAACAGAUGUGGGACAGCAAGAAGAUCGGCCUACGACAGCACCACUGCAGGAAGUGCGGCCAGGCGGUAUGCGGCAAAUGUUCGUCCAAACGCUCCACCAUCCCCCUCAUGGGCUUCGAGUUCGAGGUGCGUGUGUGUGACAGCUGCCACGAGUCCAUCACCGACGAGGACCGGGCGCCCACGGCCACCUUCCACGACAGCAAGCACAGCAUUGUUUACAUGCACUAUGAGCCCACCACGGGGAAUCUGCUCACCUCUGGCACUGACAAAGUUAUCAAGCUCUGGGACAUGACUCCUGUGGUGUCCUGAGGUCUGUGGACGACCGGCCAUCAGCAGGAAGCGCUGUUGACCAAACUGUGAUUUGUUUUGGAGGCAGCAGCAGCCACACUUUGAGGAAGAAAGAGGGAAUCUUGUCCAACGGUAUCGAUGUCAUCUGGAUAAUAUUUAACUGUUAUUGAACAACAAGCAGCGGCUGUUAGACGUUCACAGCGAGGACACUGCAGGCCAGUGGAGCCUGGGAACAGGAAGGACCUGGGUGGACACGUGGUUACAGACGGUCGUGAGUGUUUUUUUGUGUGAUGGCUGCUGUUGGGUGAGGGAUAUCUGGAUGUGUUUUUUUGUGUGUUUCCUGUGAGUGAGUGUUUGGGAUGGGUUUGACACACUUUAUUUUCUUAAUUUUCAUGCAUUCCUGCUGAUUUCAUUCUGGAGAAUCAUGAGAGAGUGAGUGAAACAUUUCUGCACUGUGUGAGUCGGUACCGUUAAACCCGGACGUGUUUUAGAUGUGAAGCAUUUAAAGAAACUUCUACAUUACUCACAAACUCAAAAUCACUCACAUUAAGCAAUUCUUCAAUUUUCCACAGAUAAAAUACAUUUAAUCUCUACUUCUGCACACCUGCACCACCUACAGGAAAGUCAAGUAACUGCAGCAGCAGUUUAGAUAUAAAAAUGUUGACGUCGCCCCCCUACAGGCAAAUCAUUAAUUCAGUGACUAGCUUAAUUUUCUUUGCAUUGUUUUAUGUUUAAAAUUCUAAACGUGACCAACUGUUUGUUAAAUUAACAAGUAAAAGUGUGAUGCCAAAGUGUCACCGCUACAUUUCACUUUUGUAAUGCAGAACACCGACGUGGUAAAUGAGUCUAAUCUCAGUCUAUUUACUUUUGUAUUCUAAAACAUUUUAUGUAGCUGUCCUAAAACUGCUCAAAAUAAUGAAAAGUUUAAACAAUGAAAGUUGUCUGAUGUCCACGCUAAGAUGCUUCCAGUAAAAAAAAAUAAACAUUCCUGCUGAUUUCGAGGUUGAAGGCAGGGUUGGUAAUUUUUGAAAACUAGCAUGAUUUUGAAAGUAGAAUUCCCUCAGUGCUCUGUCAAACACCCACCCCCUCCCCUCUGUGCUCGCUCAAAAGCCACGCCCCUCACUUACAUGCGCAAGCGCUGUUGCACAAGAGAAGCGGACCUCAGCUCAUCGCUUGAAUUGUGUAGAAACUAUGUCAUCUCCUGUCUCAUUCAGCGGUACGUCAACACUAAACUUUAUCAUAAUACAUGUUUUUUUUUAAAAAGCGACUAUUUACCGUAAUUACUCACAACGGCCAAUGACAAACUCACGAUAAACUCCGUCAUCGGUGACUCGCUUUGAGUGUGGGCUAGUGCACUCAAGAUGUAGAUAACGAGCAGGGAGACAGGGAGGCGUGUGAUUGGUUCAUCAGAUUGGUACCUCGUGGCAGACAUUGGUCAAAGUUUUUACAGGCUUACACCGGCUACAGAUGACGGAUUUUCUCCGUUCCUUUUUCAGAGAACAUGAGUUAUUAAUUUCUGUCAGGACCUAAAGACAGUUUCAACCAAAAUCUUAAAAAGUGGAUCUGGAGAAAAAUUACCAACCCUGGCUUAAAGAAUGAGCACUUCAUGCUAACAGUCUGAUCAUCCUUUUAAUCUACUGUUAGUUUUUCUCCCUCCUUUUUGAUUUCCCAUAAAGUAAAGUCACUGUUUCCUUUGGACAAAGACAAUCUAGAUUAGGACAAUUCAUGAGCGUAAGAGGAGGGAUAUUUAUUAUACAUGUUUGUAAUGUCAAGUUUAAACCCUAUCAACAAACACUACAGAAGUUUUGUUAAAGUACUGUCAUUUGUGACUCAUUGUCUGAAGGUGGCGGGGGUGUCAACACUGUGCAUGCUGUUGCAUGGCCUUGCCUGAAGUUGGUGCUGGUGAGCAGAUCUACAGUUUAUCUGCAGCUCCUGAAGCGUUUGUCUCUUUGCUAACGGGCGGAACAGGUUGGACUGAAACUGUAUGAUACACGCUAAUUCUGUUUACGGGUUCAUAAAUAUCACUCACGAUGUUUUGUCCUCUUUCUCAUGUUAGAGGAUUAAGGAAAUCAUAUCGUUCUACUUUCUGAACUCAUCAUAUGAUAUUAGAUGCAUUUUAUUUGCCACAGUGCUUUACCAUCUAGCUCUGAGGAAACUGUUCAUAUGAGUCCAUGGAUUUGAUCAAAUUAGCCGUUUGGGCUGCUGUACAUCCUGUCCUCUCUGCCAAUCGAGAAAAGAAUGAUGGAAACAUUUGUAAUCCAAGCUUGUACUCUAUAUCUAAAUACACAAAGACGUCGUAUGUGUCAUCAUGUCAAACCUGCACUAUUGUUCCCGCUGCUCUCACAGUGGACCAGGUGUGAACACACUGAGGUAUCUGGAAAUCCUUGAAGAUUUUCAUAGCUUAAAUCAAUUUGGGUAAAAUUAUGUAUGGAUGUUUUAGGCCACGUUACCAGAUGACCUCUCCCUGAAGCAGCUAAUGUUGUUCCACCCGGUCCACUAAGUGUUUCAGAGAACCCUAGGUAUCAAGCAAAAUCUUUAAACCUCAUGUUUCAUGACGACAAGUUAAUGCUCUGUAGCGAAAUAAAAGGUCCUGGCUCACAAGAAGUUAUGUUUCAAUUAAAGUUCAGAUUGUAAAAGUUAACCGAGACAUUGAGUAUAACCAGCUAAUAUUCAGGAUAAUGUGUUUAAAUUGAUGACAUCUGAUGCAGCAAGACUCUUGAUGAUGUAAAACCAAAACAUAAAUGCUGUCGAAUCAGAGAAAGUGUAAGCACAGAAUACUAUGAGUGGCCUAAAAUCCACUGAAGUGCAGAGUAAGGUUUUAUAAUCUGUAAAUUAACCAAUCAAAAUGCUUUCUGCUCUUCGUCUGUCCUCUACUGUCGGCUGUUUUAUGAGAUUAUUUAUUAUUCUAAGUCUUAAUGUUCCUGCAAAUGCACAUAUCAUGCAUCAGAACUGAGAGGAAACUAAAGGUUAUUUUGAUUUUGUUCUCAUUGUAACCAUUUUUUUUUUUUAUCAUCCCAAUACUGUUUACUGACUUUUUAAUGUCAAUGCACUGGAAUCAAGAAGCGAAAAUAUGUCACAAAACCGCUGCUGUGAAGAGAAAAUAUCGUGUUUGUGUGAUCGUCUCGUUUGUGCUUCUCAUGAUCCGGUGGUAACUCGACUUGUGUCCUGUAAGCUCACUGAGUAUUUUCCAAAGAUGUUUGAUAUUUAGGGAUGAAGUUCAUGUUCAAGACUUUAAAUAUAGAUUUGAUUGAAUGGAUUCAAUCGUAGAGCUGACUAUCAAAAUAAGCUCGUCUACACUUUCGCAGACCACCAUCCGUUAAGGUACAUCAACAGCAGAUUUGACGCUGAAUGUGAGCCUGUUGGUACUUAGACUUUCAAGAACCAUAUCAGUGUUUUCCCGAGGUUUCAGCUCCUCGACUAUUCCUUUUUUUUUUUUGCCGUUUCAAAUGCAUGGUGUACAUUUUUUUUUUCUUUUUUUUUUUGAGGGUGCAUCAUUCCAGAGUUUCUGAGAAAAAUCUGUUUCCAGCUACUCGUUUGUCACUGAGCAGAUAAUUAAGGGGAAACAGCAGCUGGCUGAGCUGGUAGCAAAAAAGAACAAGCUUGUCACAUAUCCCUGCAAUCUUUAGUGGCUGAAACAUGCAGAUACAAAGUUAUAAGACAUAAUCAAAUGUGCAGCAUGUACAAUAAUGAUCUGAUCGGCUGAUGUAUGUGGCCAUUUAAAUGUGGCCAGUGGUCUAUUUUUCUGCUGCAGGAUGUUUAAACAGGCAUUGUCGUGUUUUCAGUGUCCAUAAAUGUAACCAUGUUAGUGUAUGACAUUAAAACAGCAGGUUUAUCAACG